This is a messenger RNA of Zophobas morio, 1502 nucleotides long. RefSeq names its product acyl-coenzyme A diphosphatase NUDT19-like. Gene Ontology annotation, cellular component: mitochondrion. The record is from RefSeq and is a predicted model, not a curated record. Gene Ontology annotation, molecular function: hydrolase activity, acting on acid anhydrides, in phosphorus-containing anhydrides. Lineage: Eukaryota; Metazoa; Arthropoda; Insecta; Coleoptera; Tenebrionidae. The coding region runs from base 364 to 1401 and encodes 345 amino acids. The transcript is spliced from 5 exons.
UUUUAUCUUGUCUUGAAAAAAAAAUUAAAUAAAAAAAGCGUUAUCUCAAUUAUAACAAUUGUUUGUCACGAUAAUUGACAAUUACGUUGGAUAAUUCACAUUCCGUUAUCAGUUCCUUGGCUUGCUGUUUCCAAGUCACAAUUAAAACACAACAUUAACGACAAAUCGACGUGUUUGAACAACAUUUAUACAAAUUCAAGGACGAUUAGAAAAAUGGUAGUUUUGUGUUGACAUACGCCACACGUGUGUUUGGAGCCGAAGUUUCUGUUGUUGUUCCUCCAACAUGGCGCUCCACCCACGAGCAGUCUAGAAGUUGAAGACUCGUAUAGUUUAGUAACAAACUUGGUUAUUUUUUUGUCCGCCAUGUCUGCCCACCUGAAAGUGUGGCGCGAAUCCGCCAGUUUGAUUUUGGCGGCAAAAGCAAUUUUCUCGCAACCCAGCCCGUUCAACUACAAAGUCCUGUGUCUCAAAAGGAGCUCGAAGUCGAAGUUCAUGCCAGACACGUACGUUUUUCCCGGAGGAAACAUAUCCAAGAGCGACAACACCCUGGACUGGCUAAAACUGUACGAAAAAUUUGGCUUUUCCAAACAAGCCUUUGAUGAUCUACGACCUGCUGAAAACGUGCCCGCGGUAUUACAAAAUGACGACGAAAACAGCCUGCCGAGAUAUUUAUCGUUCAGGAUAUGUGCCAUUAGAGAAACUUUUGAGGAAUGUGGCAUUCUGAUGUGCAAAAGUCCCAAAAUAAACUCUGACACAGUUUCGCAGUGGGCUUCGUUUAUCGGCGGACAUGAAUUUAUCGCGUGGCAACAGAGGGUGAACGAUGACCCGAAUGAAUUCCUCAACAUGUGUAAACAUUUCGAAAUCUUCCCCGAUGUUUGGGCACUCAAAAACUGGAGCCACUGGAUGACGCCCGCGUCGAACAAAACGCACAGAUUUAGCGCUGUUUUCUUUAUUGCUACCACGCACCAGAUGCCUAAUGUACACGGAGACGAUAAGGAGAUUCAAGACUUAAUGUGGACCACGCCUGAUGAAUGCCUACAGAUGAAUAGCAAAGGCACCGUUAUGCUCCCGGUACCACAGUUUUAUGAAAUGUCGCGGCUUAAAACGGUCUUGGAUGUUAAUGCGCUUUCAAGUUUUGCCAGUAAUAGAGCUAGAUUUGGGUUUGAGACUUUCUGGCCCUACAGAAUUGACACUAAUAAUGGUGUAUACACGGUCUUACCAGGUGAUGAUUUAUAUCCCAAAAAUAUGGAUAAGGACUUUACUGAAAUCCCUCGGUUGAAUGAACUUCCCGAGUCCGAAAACAAACACAGAGUUCUUCAUAAGUCCGCGUAUUCGAAUUUGUUAGAAAUUGAGAAUUUUUCUUCCGCGUGUAGGCAUAUCGUACCCAUGAAGUCCAUCUAAGAUGUCUAGAAAUUCUAAGUUAGUAAUAAAUACUCAAAUAUGUAGAUAUUUAUAAAAAUUGUUUGGUGUGAGAGUAGGGUUAAUGAGAUAAGUUUCUUAAU